Purpureocillium takamizusanense is the source of this 2672-nucleotide messenger RNA. Its product is annotated as putative NRPS-like protein biosynthetic cluster. The transcript is spliced from 3 exons. NCBI's taxonomy places the organism in Eukaryota, Fungi, Ascomycota, Sordariomycetes, Hypocreales, Ophiocordycipitaceae. Gene Ontology annotation, biological process: fatty acid metabolic process. The record is from RefSeq and is a predicted model, not a curated record. Bases 727 to 2478 code for a protein of 583 amino acids. Gene Ontology annotation, molecular function: medium-chain fatty acid-CoA ligase activity.
GCCCAGUAGGACUCCGACGGCCGUCGCGAAGUUGCCGAAAGGACCCCUCGGCAUAGCUCGGGUAUUCUAUGACGUACAGUCCAGGGCAAUGGCAAUGGAUACCACCCCAUACCCCUCUGUCUUGUCUGGGCCGGCGAGAUCGCCUGGGGCUAAAAUGGUCGGCUGAACGACUCGAUGCAGGAUGGACGCUGCUCGACGCAUGAUCGUCACCUUUCGAAGCUCGCCUCUUGCAUCAUAUGGUACCAUACACUUCCCAACUCGCCUAGAUUCGUACACUCAAGGGCAUCGCUGAGCCUGUACUGCUACUCUACUCACACCUUGCUGGUCUUGAGCAUUACGUGGGCUCGCGGGACCUGCAGAAAGUUGACCUGGUCUGACUUGCAACGGUACAAUACGGCGGCCCCACGGUCUCCUACGGCGCGGCAACGUACCUUGCACAGAGCUGACUGGAAAUAAGUCGAGCUCGUGCAUCAGGGGCCUAGUCUCAUGCUGCUUGUCGUCAGGGCCGAUCCUGGACCACUGACCCCCAUACCUGCUACGUAGUUUGGAGCCAUUGGCAGUCGGUUCACCCUAAGCCUUUCUUUCGCUUGGACUUGCUCUGCAGAUACAUCACCCGCGCUUAAACAAUUGCAACAGCAGAUCAUCCGAUCGCAGAACCAUCUCGUCGAGAGGUAAAUAGAUAUCUUCCCGACAGGCCUUGCCCAGAAUCGGUGCGUCAUCCCGAGCAUGGCUACUCAACCGACUGCGAUAUCGUCCAUCCGCCACCAGGAGGACAACACAGUCCCUGUGACCGAGCGCCUUUCUCUGGUUCACGGCCCCCUCGACCCUCCUCUUGUCGAUCUCACUCUCGGCGAGCUCCUCGAGCUACAGACAUACCAGCAUGGAACGCACGAGUGCAUCGUCAUCCCCUGGACGGGGGCCCGCUGGACCUACAGUGACCUCAACCAGCAAAGUUCCUCGCUCGCCCAGGCCCUCCUCGACAUGGGCAUCGGCGUCGGCGAUCGCGUUGGCAUCAUGGCAGGCAACUGCGAGCAAUACGCGGCCGUCUUCUUCGCCGUGGCCAAGAUAGGCGCCGUGCUCGUCAUCCUGAAUAACACGUACACGCCCACCGAGGCCAUGUACGGCAUCGAGUUUUCCGACUGCAAGGUGUUUUUCACAACCAAGACCAUCGGCAAGCUCGACAACACAAGGCUGCUGGAUGAGCUACGGGGAAAGAAGAAAGGAGGGAAAGGCCCCCAAGUGUUUAUACUACGCGGCGAGUCAAGCGGGUACACGACAUACGACGACCUUACUCGGGCGAGCGGUCGCAAGAACCACGACCGGCUGUACCGGGCGAUGAGACGGGUUCUACCUCACCAGGUGGUCAACUUGCAGUUCACAAGCGGAACGACAGGCAUGCCCAAAGCGGCCAUGCUCACGCAUCACAAUCUGGUCAACAACUCGCGAUUCAUCGGCGAUAGAAUGCGCCUCACCUCCGAGGACAUCCUCUGCUGCCCGCCGCCGCUGUUCCACUGUUUCGGCCUCGUCCUUGGCCUACUGGCCAUUGUCACCCAUGGCGGCAAGAUUGUCUACCCAGCCGAGGUCUUUGACAUCCCCUCAACGCUGCGGGCAAUCUCCGACGAGGGCUGUACGGCGGUUCACGGCGUGCCGGCCAUGUUUGAUUCACUCUUCCAAGCGGAGCUCCCGCCCGGCUUCAGCUGCGAUAGGCUGCGAACGGGCAUCAUCGCGGGCGCCCCGGUCCCACGGUAUCUCAUGGAGCUGCUGGUGAACCGUUUUGGCAUGUCCGAGUUCACAAGCAGUUACGGCCUGACGGAGGCGUCGCCGACAUGCUUCAACGCAUUCACCGACGACGCCAUGGACACAAGACUCACGACCGUCGGCACUGUGAUGCCGCACGCACAGGCCAAGAUUGUAGACCGGGACGGCAACAUUGUGCCCAUAGGCACCAGGGGCGAGCUUUGUAUGGCUGGCUACCAGCUGCAGGCUGGCUACUGGAACAACUCGGAGAAGACCAACGAGGUCAUGGUGCGGGACGCGGCGGGCGUGCUCUGGCUUCACACUGGGGAUGAGGCGGUGUUUGACGAGAACGGAUACUGCACCAUCACGGGCCGCUUCAAGGACAUAAUCAUCCGAGGUGGCGAGAACAUCUAUCCUCUGGAAAUCGAGGAGCGCCUCAUGGCUCACCCGUCAGUGUCGCGCGCCAUCGUCGUCGGUCUCAAGGACAAGCACUACGGCGAGGUGGUGGGCGCCUUCGUGGAGCGGAGCGACAACGGGGCGCGGCCGAGCGAUGCCGAGCUGCGCGACUGGGUGCGCACACAGCUCGGCAAGCACAAGUCGCCCACGCACGUCUUCUGGCUCGGCGAGGAGGGCGUGCCGGCCGACGUGCCGCUCACGGGCAGCGGCAAGGUGCGCAAAUUUGAGAUGGCCAAGCUUGGCGACGAGAUGCUGCGCCAGCGGGGAAAGACUGCCAAGCUGUGAGUGACUGGAGCGGAGCUCGCCAUGAUGGGAUUUAGUAUCGGUCUCGCGGCUGCUUGUACGUACGUAAACGGUGGUUUGGACACUGAGGCGGGGGGGGGGGGGGGAUUCCUUGUUCAUAUUUUACUUGGUAUGGAGCUACGUGCAGAAAAGUUUAGACGAGACUGGGCAUAAAGAGACUUCAAUGGCAAUAGAGC